AUGUGGGCGCUGAAGCGCUACUCUGAGCCCUCGGUUGAGGCCACAGCCCCUCGUGCGCCGCUGGGCAGCCCGCCAGAGAUCAUGCUCGAACCGUUGGAUGCCGAGCUGCGAGCGUGGUUGGCUGAGGAGCAGCUGGCAGUGCUGGAGAACAUUCUUUCUUGGCACGGUUACACUACUUUGAAGCUCCUCACAGACCUCAGCGGCGAGGAAGUGAAGGAGUUGCUCAACGUGCUUCUCCCGCGAGCAGGCAUUUGCAUUGUGCAAGCACUUGGCACGCCCCAGAAUUUGAAGGGCUGGCAGCGCACUCCUGCAGUCGCUGGCGAUUUGGUCGUGGAAGAGUUUCCCAUCACCUUUGAGGGCUACACCUACAAGUAUGGCCGCAUUGCGUACAUCAUGGGGCGCCGCCCCAGCCCUGUCAUUCUGGUGCAUCACAAUUUUGCUGGGCUGAAGCAGUUUGAUGUGGACCAGGCAUGCUUCAUGGCAAGGAUUGGUUACGUCGGGGUGGCUGUUGACCUGUACCAGGAAAAGCCAAACUUCACGUAUCACGACCGCGGUGCAAGCUCUGGGCGGCUAGUAGACUUUGAGAGCUACUGCCAAGAGGUUCGAAAAGACAAUCUGCUGAACCUCCCAGACGGGGGGAACUACCCCACUGAGAUGCUGAGGGCAUAUUUUGAUGGCACGCCCAAAAAGGACGGCAAGGUGGACUACCAGGCGGUGCGCAACUUUGUUGGGGCCUUCACAGAGAUGAACCGAUUGCUUCGGGGCCUGGGGUCCUGGCGAGGCCUCAUGCAAGCCAACCUGGAGCAGGCAUUUAAUCACCCUGCAGUGAAGUCAGGCUGUGCUGGUGCUUUUGGAUACUGCCUGGGUGGGCAAAGCUGCUUGGAGCAUGUUCGCGCCGGGCACCCUGUGCAAGCAGUUUGCUCCUUGCAUGGACUUUUGCAUUCGAGGCCCCUAACGGACGAGGAGCCGCUGAAUUCUCACAAGAGGAUGUCUCGCGAGGAAUAUGCUGCAAAGCUUGCUGUGCCCAAUUCUUACAACCGGAAUUGCAAAGUGCUGAUUGAGAACGGGGACCUCGAUGACGAGGUGCCGGCUGAUACAAUUGUGGACUUCGUCCAAGAGAUGGAUGCCCAGGAGAUCGAUUGGCGCUUUGACAACCACGCGCGCGGCCCGCAUGGCUUUGCUUUGGGCAAGGGCGUCCCGGGCUGCCAGUACGUGGAGCACAUCGACCGGCGCUCCACCAUCACCAUGCUGAGCCUCUUCGCGGAGACCUGGCCAGACUUUGAGCAGCACCCGGUGAAAUGCAACGCCUCUGGCACCAGCUUCGAGCUUCCAAGGCCCAGGCCCGGGGGGGGCCGACCUCGCCUGGCGGGUGCGCUUGGAUUCCUGGCUGGGGCUGUGCUCAGCAUCACAGCCAUCAAGCUUCUACGAGCUUCACUUUAA
This is a messenger RNA of Effrenium voratum, 1440 nucleotides long. Lineage: Eukaryota; Dinophyceae; Suessiales; Symbiodiniaceae. The record is from the annotation of a GenBank genome assembly.